AUUAUGAAAGCUAUUAACUUAAUCCACUUUCUUAAUCAUGAUUAGCGAGGCAAGAACAAAUGCAAGGAAUUCGAAGUUUCCAUGAUAUAAAGCCCAGAUGGAAAAACAAAAUUAAAGCAUGUUUUUUGAAAAUUUCAAGAUUAUAGUGUGGCCCAUGAACCAAUCUAAUCCAAUUAAAAAAUCGAGUUGGGUCUCUCGAGGUUGUGCCCUCUCCACCACAGCCCCACAUUCAUAGAUUUCGAAUUCUUUAACCCUUUUCGAUAGCUGCUUGAAGGUCGUGAGCCUACCAAAUAUGAAGAAAAAAGUGUUUUCUUGGUUUCCCUGAAGCUGUUCUUUGUCUGUUCUUGAGUGCAGAGCGAAGAACAGAGAAAUCUGGAAGGUGGGUUAUGAAUAAUCUUCAUGCUAUUUUCCCAAUGAUCGAUGCGAGGCCAGAGCUUGCUGGGUUUUCAAUUUCUCACAUGGUAGCCAAAAUGGAAGCUCAAUCCCCAGGAGUUCCUGAGGUUAUUAGAGUAGUUCAUCACCAAGAUUUGAACAAGAGAAUUCUUGUAGCAUUGGUUGUUUCUUCCACUCUUCUUGGAGCUAUAUUGUUGUUCCUUUUGUGUGUUUGGAUAUAUCGUCGAAGAACGUCGAAACUCGAUGAUGGAGAAUGUCGAAAGGAUUUGGAGGUUUCGAAAUCGACGACGAUGAACCCCAUAUCCAGAUUUAACUCCUUGAGGUUGGCUAAUUUUAAAGGUUCGGUUUCGAUGAUCGAUUAUAAACUGUUGGAAGCCGCUACUGAUAACUUCAGCAAAAGCAAUGUUUUGGACGAGGGUAGUACCGGACAUGUUUAUAAAGCUCGAUUCGAUGAUAAAAUGCUUGCAGCUGUGAAGAGAAUCGACUGUGGAGGACCGGAUGCUGAACGAGAAUUCGAGAAUGAGGUGAACUGGUUGUGUAAAAUACGACAUCAAAACGUAAUCAAGCUCUUGGGGCACUGCAUUCGUGACGAAACACGGUUUCUUGUUUACGAGAUGAUGCAGAAUGGAUCUUUGGAGUCUCAAUUGCACGGACCUUCUCAUGGAUCGGCUUUAACGUGGCAUCUCCGAAUGAAGAUCGCGGUCGACAUUGCAAGAGGAUUGGAGUAUCUUCACGAGCACCGAAGUCCUCCGGUCGUUCACCGUGACUUAAAAUCAUCGAAUAUCCUUCUAGAUUCGGACUUUAACGCCAAGCUCUCUGACUUUGGCCUUACUGUAAACUUGGGAGCUCAAAAUAAGAACAUAAAGCUCUCGGGAACGCUCGGAUAUGUCGCCCCCGAGUACCUUUUAGACGGUAAACUAACAGAUAAAAGCGACGUCUAUGCUUUCGGGGUCGUUCUUUUAGAGCUUCUGACCGGGAAAAAGCCCGUCGAGAAAAUGGGACCUACUCAAUCCCAAUCUCUAGUUUCAUGGGCAAUCCCGCAACUUAGCGACCGAUCAAAGCUACCGAAAGUUGUCGAUCCCGUGAUAAGGGACACAAUGGAUUUGAAGCACUUAUACCAAGUUGCUGCUGUAGCUGUGUUAUGUGUACAAUCGGAACCGAGCUAUCGACCGUUGGUUACCGACGUUCUGCAUUCCCUGAUCCCUCUUGUACCUGUAGAGCUUGGAGGAUCACUAAGAAUUACCGAACCGCUGCAUCUGAAAGAGCCUUCGUCGACCCGCUAACCGAUCAUAGAAAGAAUUCAAUGCUUUGUUCAAUCACAUUCUACACUGAUUGAAAGGAAAACAGUUGUGUUUGGUGAAAUUCUUAUUUAAACAUUGUUUAAAUAGUUAAUUAUAAGAUUAGUACCUAAGCUUUCGUUUAUA
Messenger RNA from Cucurbita pepo subsp. pepo (vegetable marrow), 1817 nucleotides. Its product is annotated as putative receptor-like protein kinase At1g80640. The record is from RefSeq and is a predicted model, not a curated record. Gene Ontology annotation, biological process: protein phosphorylation. NCBI's taxonomy places the organism in Eukaryota, Viridiplantae, Streptophyta, Magnoliopsida, Cucurbitales, Cucurbitaceae. Gene Ontology annotation, molecular function: ATP binding; protein kinase activity.